This is a messenger RNA of Triticum aestivum (bread wheat), 830 nucleotides long. Its product is annotated as small polypeptide ROTUNDIFOLIA LIKE 2. Gene Ontology annotation, biological process: negative regulation of cell population proliferation. The transcript has a single exon. Lineage: Eukaryota; Viridiplantae; Streptophyta; Magnoliopsida; Poales; Poaceae. Bases 473 to 580 code for a protein of 35 amino acids. The record is from RefSeq and is a predicted model, not a curated record.
CUACUCUAUGCAUCAAGGUGACCUUCCUGGAAGUUUCCCUCCAAGCAUUGGUAGGAUAUCUUUUGGAGUCCCUUUCUUGGAGUCACUAAACAACCUUUCAUCUGCCUUUGUUGCAUGGAUGGAUGGAUGACCACUUGAUCUUGUCUGGUUUUACCACUGUAAUUCUCUGGGAUGGUCAUGGCCAUUGCAUACUUUAAGCCUUUUGCUAGCUCCUAAGCUCCAAGCAAGUAGAAUAAUGAGUAGGAUAAGUUUAGGGUCAGAAGUGUGCCUCCUAGUGCCUAAACAAACUGCCUGCAUGUGGGGGGUAUGAUGUCCUUUUGAUAUGGCAUAUCAUCCCUUGUGUGCCUCUAUAUAAAGGCCCCCCAACUCAACAUCCCUCUCAUCUCAUACCACACUAGCCACCAGUCUACAAGCUGUCUGCCUAGCUGCACUCCUCCUCUCUUUGCCUUGCACCAAGCUUCCUGAGCAUACCAUGAAGAUUGGAGGCCAAGGGAAGCUCAACAGGGCUUUCAGGGAGAAGAGGGCUAGGUUCUACAUCUUCCGCCGCUGCGUCGUCAUGUUGCUCCGAUGGAGCGACUGAUGGGUCUCCAUGGCGGAUCUUGUUUUUUCCUUCCAUUCUAGGAUUUUUUUUUUGGCACAGCCAUUUUUUCAGGGUUAGAGUAGUUUAGGUGUAGUUGCUCUGUAUAGGCUAGACUUCAUUGUUUGAGGUCCUUUUUUCUCUCCAUGGUUGCCUGUUGUCACAGGCAAAGGGGGAGAGAUCCAACUCAGUAGUCUGAGACUGUCAUCUUCUUGUACGACUGGAGAAAGAUUGAUGUGAAGAUCAUUUCUUA